AUGAUUUCCUCGUCGACCUUAUCCAUAUACAACGCCCCCCAGCCACCGUCGCCGACCGCCAUCCAGGCCACCUCCGAUCCUAAAUCUAGCCCCUCCACACCAACAUCCGACCCUCAAUCCUCCCCCAAAUCCCAGGCUCGGCGGAUCAAGACGAGCCCUCAGCUCAGCCGCUGGUCCAGGGCUCGCGCAAUCCGGUCCGGUCGGAAAUUGAACCGCCAAAUUCAGCUACCCAACAACGAAACCAACAAUCCGGAUUCUCCCCUGACCGUCUCCGGUGAUAGCAGCGACAGUAACGGAAGCGAUCCCCUGACGCUCUCCCCGGCCAGCCAAGGAGCGAGCGACGGAGACUAUUUAACGGACGUGGCGGCGUCCGGCAAGUCCAUAUACAUGGUGUCGGACGGUACGGGGUGGACGGUGGAGCACUCCGUUAACGCGGCGCUGGGGCAGUUCGAGCACUGCCUGGUGGAUCGGGUUUGCCCGGUUAACACACACUUGUUUUCUGGGAUUGAUGACGUGGACCGACUGAUGGAGAUAAUCGCGCAAGCCGCCAAGGAAGGGGCCAUGGUGGUGUACACCCUGGCGGACCCCUCGAUAGCUGAGUCAGCCCGCCAGGCUUGCCUCCUGUGGGGGGUGGCUUCCCUCGAUGUCCUCGGGCCCAUAACCGAGUCCAUCGCUUCCCACCUCAACGUCACCCCAUCGGGUCUCCCCCGGUGGGCCCCGGGACGCAGGCCCGCGCUCGGCGAAGACUACUUCCGGAGGAUCGAGGCCAUCGAGUUCACCAUCAAGCAAGACGAUGGGGCCCUUCCCGAGAACCUGGACCGUGCGGACCUUGUCCUAACGGGCGUGUCGCGAACGGGUAAAACCCCAUUGUCUAUCUACCUGGCGCAAAAGGGUUACAAGGUGGCGAACGUGCCGCUUGUGAUGGGUGUGGGCCCGCCGGAGAGCCUUUUCCGGGUCGACCCGGAGAAGGUUUUUGCCCUGACGAUUAACCCGGUUGUGCUGCAGACAAUUAGGAGGACGAGGGCGAGGAGCUUGGGGUUCGAUGAGGGGAUGAGGAGGAGCUAUUGUGAAAUGGAUUAUGUUAGGGAGGAGUUGGAGUUUGCUAGCAGGAUUUUUCAGCAGAAUCCGGUGUGGCCGGUGAUUGAGGUUACUGGGAGAGCAGUUGAAGAAACUGCUGCUAUUAUACUGAGGCUUUACCACGACAGAAAAAAUAGAUGCUCGAUGCCGAGAAUUUCAAAGCGCUACUGA
Striga hermonthica is the source of this 1248-nucleotide messenger RNA. The record is from the annotation of a GenBank genome assembly. NCBI's taxonomy places the organism in Eukaryota, Viridiplantae, Streptophyta, Magnoliopsida, Lamiales, Orobanchaceae.